AUGCUGCCGCCGCCGCCGCCGCGGGACGGGUUCGGGUCCAGGUGCGGCGAGGCGGGAGCGGGGACCUGGGCGGCCCGGGGCCAGGCGGCUGCCCGCCAUGUCCAGAAAGAAGACCCCCAAGAGCAAGGGGGCUGGCACUCCCGCCGCCUCCGCGCUGCCCGCGGCCAACGGGCCCCGGGCGGCACCCCCCGGGACAGGGCGCGCGGGCCCCCAGGGGCCGUCCGGAGGCCCCCCGCAGCCCGGCCGGCCCUCGCUGGGCGGCGCCGGCGACUUCUACGACGUCGCCUUCAAGGUGAUGCUGGUGGGGGACUCAGGUGUGGGGAAGACGUGUCUGUUGGUGCGCUUCAAGGACCGUGCGUUCCUGGCUGGGACCUUCAUCUCCACUGUGGGCAUUGACUUCCGGAACAAAGUUCUGGAUGUGGACGGCAUGAAGGUGAAGCUGCAGAUCUGGGACACAGCGGGCCAGGAGCGCUUUCGCAGCGUCACACAUGCCUACUACCGUGAUGCCCACGCCCUUCUGCUGCUCUAUGACGUCACCAACAAGGCCUCCUUCGACAACAUCCAGGCCUGGCUGGCGGAGAUUCAGGAGUACGCCCAGCACAACGCAGUCAUCAUGCUUCUGGGGAACAAGGUGGACUCUGUUCAGGAGCACGUGGUCAGGAGGGAGGAUGGGGAGAAGCUGGCCAAGGAGUACGGGCUGCCCUUCAUGGAGACCAGCGCCAAGUCGGGCCUCAACGUGGACCUGGCCUUUAUGGCCAUCGCCAAGGAGCUGAAGCAGCGCUCCACGAAGACCCCCAACGAGCCCCGCUUCCGGCUGCAUGACUACGUCAAGAGGGAGGGCAGGGGGACGCUGUGCUGCAGACCCUGAGUCCCUACCCAGGCCGCUGCUGCCUCGUGG
Molecule: messenger RNA, 898 nt
Organism: Sorex fumeus (smoky shrew)
Lineage: Eukaryota; Metazoa; Chordata; Mammalia; Eulipotyphla; Soricidae
Gene: RAB26
Product: RAB26, member RAS oncogene family
Exons: 9
Coding region: 98-868 (256 amino acids)
Cellular component (GO): Golgi apparatus; endosome
Molecular function (GO): GTPase activity; GTP binding
Source: RefSeq, a predicted model, not a curated record